Elgaria multicarinata webbii is the source of this 2012-nucleotide messenger RNA. It is a transcript of the gene ESS2, whose product is annotated as ess-2 splicing factor homolog. Gene Ontology annotation, cellular component: catalytic step 2 spliceosome. The transcript has 10 exons. The record is from RefSeq and is a predicted model, not a curated record. The coding region runs from base 95 to 1579 and encodes 494 amino acids. Lineage: Eukaryota; Metazoa; Chordata; Lepidosauria; Squamata; Anguidae.
UGCGUCGUUACCGUCGCCGAGGCCUUGCGUGCGGUGAAGGCCCCUCUGCCCCGUUGCUAGGGGCGACGGGGGGGUUUCUUGGGCCUAGGUGGACAUGGAGCAGCCCGGGCCCGUGGUAGGCUCUGCCGCCUCGGCCAGGGCGCUGGUGCCUGUCCAGGCCGAGGCCCGCGCUGUGGCGGUGGUGAAGGAAGCGGCUCAGGAGGCUCCCAAAACCCGCAAGAGGGUCCUGGACGAGGACAGCUACAUCCAGAGUCUUGGGAAAAUCAUCCAAAGGGAUUUUUUCCCCGACGUCGAGAAGCUGCGUGCUCAGAAAGACUACCUGGAGGCUGAAGAAAGCGGUGACUUGGAGAAAAUGAGGCAAAUAGCCAUCAAAUUUGGCUCUUCUUUGGGCAGAUCUUCGAAAGACACCCCUGCGCCAUAUGUUACUCCAGCAACGUUUGAAACACCCGAGGUUCAUCCUGGCGACCCCUCCGCGUUGAAUAAACCCAAGCUCACCGUGAAGACCCAAGAAGAAGUUGGAUCCAUCUUUCCUUCGGGAGAAGCGGAAGAAGAAGAAGAGAGUAAAGAUGUCCUGCCCAGCCUGGACAGCUUCUUGGCAAAACACACCAGCGAGGAUAAUGCUUCGUUUGAGCAGAUCAUGGAAGCCGCUGAAGAGAAGGAGAAAGCUCGGCAUUCGUGGCUCUACGAAGCUGAAGAGGAAUUUGCCCAGCGACAUCAGGAGCAGCUGGCGCUUCCGUCGGCAGAAGAACAACAGGCCCUGACUAGUGGCAAAGCUGGGGUGGAGACGUGGGAAUAUAAGGCUAAGAAUUCCCUUAUGUACUAUCCACCAGGCGUUCCCGACGAGGAGGAUGUGUUUAAAAAGCCACGAGAAGUUGUCCACCGAAACACCCGCUUCCUGAAGGACCCGUUCAGCCAAGCUGUGAGCAAAUCCCAGCUCCAGCAGGCUGCAGCCCUCAAUGCUCAGUACAAGCAGGGUAAAGUAGGCCCUGAUGGGAAGGAGCUCAUCCCUCAGGAAUCUCCAAAGGUUAAUGGAUAUGGAUUCGUGGCCACACCCUCUCCUGCUCCUGGUGUGAACGACUCGCCUCUUAUGACAUGGGGCGAGAUAGAAAGCACCCCCUUGCGGUUGGAAGGCUCAGACUCCCCGUACGUGGACAGGACUCCUGGUCCGGCCUUCAAGAUCCUGGAGCCGGGACGGAGAGAAAGGCUAGGGCUGAAGAUGGCCAACGAGGCAGCUGCUAAAAACCGAGCCAAGAAGCAGGAAGCGCUAAGAAGGGUCACAGAGAACCUGGCCAGCCUGACUCCCAAGGGACUAAGCCCAGCCAUGUCUCCAGCCAUGCAGCGCUUAGUCAACAGGACUGCCAGCAAAUUCACUGACAAAGCGCUCAGAGCCAGCUACACCCCGUCCCCUGCACACCUGGGGACACCUGGCUACAAGACGCCGGCAGGUGGGCCGCAGACGCCCACCAUCACCCCGACUCCCAGUACGCUCUCCCAGACAUCAGUGACUCAGGAUCCUGCCUCAAUCACGGACAAUCUGCUGCAGCUGCCUAAAAGACGCAAAGCUUCUGACUUCUUCUGAGGAACGCUUUCGCUCUCGCAGGGCCCUGCGGAGCAGGAUAAUGCAGGUGCUGCUGGUGACGCUUUGGCAUUGGCAAGCAGCAGGAAGAGGGGGCCGCCUGGAUUUGGGACUCUUUCUGCCCCGUAAUCCUGCCUUGCUCCAGCACUUAACAAGCAACAGGGAAGAACAGGAGAAGACCAUGUCUUUCCCCAGCAACCCCCCCUCCUCUUGUGAUCCUCUGUACCAGUUGCACCCGGUACGCAAGGAAGAAGACUACAUCCAAAAUAGCAUAUGCAGCAUGAACUCUUCGAAUUGCUUUUGGAUAUUUGGUUUUUACAAAGCAGGUGGGGGACCAGUAUUGGUUGCAUUUGGGUACAUCUAAUUCUGCCUGUGCAGAUGUUUUUAUUUAUUGAAGGCACCCAAUCUUUGAAUAAAAGCCUGGCAGAAAUUUGAA